AUGCGAAAGUUGGAAUGGGACGACAUGGGAGUGAAGGUUGAUGGUCGGCAGCUACACCAUUUGCGGUUUGCUGAUGGCAUUGUACUGAUAACACUUAGCAUCAGCCUGGCGGAACGAAUGCUGACCGAAUUCGACGAAACAUGUGAAUGCAUCGGUCUUCAGCUGAAUCUACAAAAGACGGUGUUCAUGAGGACCGGAUGGGUUUCAGAUGCCCCAUUCACGCUCAACGGAACGAACAUAUCCGAAUACACCAGCUACGUUUAUCUGGGUCGGGAAUUGAACAUGAUGAACAACCUAACUGCCGAGCUGGGCAGAAGGAGACGAGGGGCUUGGGAAGCGUACAAGAGCAUCGAGGAUGUAGUGAAGAAGACCAAGAAUACCCGGCUCCGUACUCACCUCUUGAACACCACCGCACUUCCUGCUUUGACUUAUGCUUCGGAAACCUGGGCAUUUCGCAAGCAGGAAGAAAACGCAGUGAUCAUCACUGAACGCGCAAUUGAGAGAGUGUUGCUAGGAGUAUCCCGUUUCACGCAAGUGAGGGACGGGACUCGAAGUUCUCUCCUAUCGAUCGAAGAUUAG
This is a messenger RNA of Necator americanus (New World hookworm), 579 nucleotides long. RefSeq lists its product as uncharacterized. Bases 1 to 579 code for a protein of 192 amino acids. The record is from RefSeq and is a predicted model, not a curated record. The transcript has a single exon. Lineage: Eukaryota; Metazoa; Nematoda; Chromadorea; Rhabditida; Ancylostomatidae.